AUGCGGAACGCAAUCAAACAGUUCCUGAGCUUUCACCAGGCCCUCCGAUCUAGACUGAAAGAACCAAACAUCCAGCGCAUCGAGGCCAUCUUCGAUCUCAAAGUGGACUCGCUCAAGGGUCUAUGGGGACGUCUGGAAAAGCCGGCUGAUCAGGGCCAGCGGGGCGUGCAGAGUCGUCGUCAGACAACCAAGAUCAAGCACAGGGUCAAUGGGCCUCUGGGCAUUCCAGAGCUGGGCCAUUGCCGGGCGCCGUGCGGGUUUCGAAUUUGGCCAGAUUUGUAG
Molecule: messenger RNA, 282 nt
Organism: Penicillium pulvis
Lineage: Eukaryota; Fungi; Ascomycota; Eurotiomycetes; Eurotiales; Aspergillaceae
Exons: 2
Coding region: 1-282 (93 amino acids)
Source: RefSeq, a predicted model, not a curated record